AACGCCUGAAAACAUUGAAUGGUGUCACAAUUCUAGGUGAUUGCCGAGGCCAAAAUGUGAUCAUUCCACAACAUGACAAAUUGGAAAGUACGGUUGCAAUUAGGCAUACAGUUUUUUUUAUGAAAUGAAUAUCGCUUUACGCAUUUUUUUCAUAGACUGCUGUUUGUUAUUCAAAUCUGAAGCUAAUGAUGUGUUGUGUCAUUCUGGACUUUCCGUACUUUUACUAUCGCUUAUGCAACUGAGCUCUUGCUGCGUCAUACCGUUCGAGUGGUAUCAGUUGUUGUCAGAGAGUUAAGCCAAUUUUCAUAUUUGGAGUUAGGAGUUUAGGUACAGUGCAAGUAUUAAUACAUGAAUAUUAUUAUUUUUUUGCCAUUAAUCAAAAGGAUAGGAAUUUUGCGGAGAAAGAACACCACAUUGGAAAGCUAAAUGCAAUUUUUUGAAAGAAGACAAAAUGUUGUUCUGUAAUUACACUUAAUGUGUCUGCAAAUAAGUGUGUUAACCACUACGACCUUAAACGCUUACUAAGCAGACAUCGCUUAAUUCUCUAGUUACCGAUUUAGGUUUAUAUACACUUCGCGAGAAUCGAUUGAAAAACAGCGACGUCCACAUACAAAACAAUUUUUGAACAAUCCUUAAUGGCGAACGUUCGUGUGAGUUGCUUUCUGUGUCUGCUUCUUAGAAAUGUCGUCUGCGUUACCGGAAGCAACGACCCCGGAUUCGAACUAUUUUUCAAAACCAAUUUAGAAGAGAGACAAGAUGUUCCGAUUCAUUUUGACAACCCAUUACCGUCGUGGCUAAAGGGAACAUUGAUACGGAACGGUCUCGGAGAGUUUGAGCGAGGCGAACGGAAGUUCCUGCACGCAUUUGACGCCUUCGGGAAACUGAGUAGCUGGAAGUUUUAUGGAAACGGAAGUGCAUCCUUCUCCACGAAGUUUCUCGAGUCAGACUUUUACAAGGCCUCUAAAAGCAAGAACACAAUCGCCCCGUAUCUAUUGUUCGAGGGCGUGACGCCCGGCUUCAACGAGGUCGAGACACUCCAGGCAUUGGCUCAAGGCAUCGACAAUAUGAACGUCAACAUUUACGCAUUCUACAACAGCAACACCACGGUGCGGGAAUUCGUAGCGCUGAACGACUUCUGGAAAGUUUACCACAUCGACAAAAGCAGUCUGGCCACCAUCGAGAGCGUCACUGCCACCGUGCCUAAGGGCGGUUCGGGCAAAGGGAAAUUCGAGUUUCUCAACAUGCUCUCAUCGGCCCACCCGCUACCCGAACAUGGCACCGAAUUCCAUAUUACAUUCCUUUCAAGCGUGAGUCUGAUUCCAUGGGUUAAGAGCACCAUAUCAUUAAUACGGAUGAAGGACUUGAGGGAACGGGAGCUGAUUGCAAGUUGGGAGGUAGGCAAGGUGCCGUAUAUGCACUCGUUUUCAGUCACCAAGAACUAUGCCGUCUUGUUUGCCAGUCCGUUCUACGUGAACGUUUUGAAAAUGGUGGAGUCCGCCAAGCCGUUUAACAGUCUGGACUGGAACGCAGACGAAGACACCACGGUGUACGUGGUCCAUUUACAAUCUGGAGAGGUCACCGUGUUGAAGACCGAAAACAUGUUCACGAUGCAUCACGUGAACGCCUACGAGACUGGCAAUAACCAACUUGUAGUAGACGUCUCCUCGUAUAAAAAUCCGAACUUUGUAAGCGAUCUCCAGAUAGACGUCCUGAUGAACAAAACAAAACGUAACGGAUUCGACGCUCAUGCAUUUCUUAAACGUUAUUUAAUUAAUCUCCAUAAGCGGACAAUAGCGGUGUAUAAUUUCAGUUCGUCUACAAACGCACCAUUUGCAGCAUUCUUAGACAUGCCGGUUAUCAACGAACAGUUCCGUCACGAAAAGUACUGCUACAUAUAUGGCUUAGUGCUCAAAACGGACAAUAUCUCACUGAGUAACAUUGCGAUUGUCAAGAAGAACGUGUGUGGGGAUCCCUCCGGGGACAGAUACUGGUCGGCACCUGGCCACUACCCCGUGGAGCCGAGCUUUGUCCCCACCCCAGGGGCAGCCCGGGAAGACGACGGCUACCUCAUGUUCCCCGUCAUAGACGGCCCGCGCCGGAAGUCGUACCUGGCCGUUCUGGACGCUCGCACUUUACAGCUGAUAAACAAAUCCUAUCUACCAACAAUUGUACCCUAUAAUCUGCACGGACGCUUUUUUGGUGAUAAUGACCUUAAAUAAGGGGAUUGCUGCAUUUGUAUUAAACAUUGUGAUACAGAAUGUCGUUGCAAACAAUUACUGUCGCUGUCUGUUAUUGUUUACUGUGUUUUCCGAUGCGAAGUAUCCUCAAAAACAUAAAGUGAAUACGUUCUUAAAAGUUGUGUACAGUAUGAUGUAAAACCACAUUUACAUUGAUUUACGAUUUAAAGUUAUAUAACUUAUCAAUGUUCACUUGAAUUCAAGCGUUAUUUAUUUCUAGAUUGUCAUCACUUUCGAAUCUUAUUGAGUAUUUACUAUUCGAAUCUGAACCAAUGAAAAUAAAAUGGUCGACUGGAUACAGCGUAUGUCGAGUCCUUAGCCAUUUUGCAUGCGUGUGCACUUCAACCAAGGGAAUUAUAUUGUAUCGAAUCUAUAACAAAUAUGUAUUUGUUGACUUUCUGUGAAAUCACUUAUUUGCCCACUCCGUCUUAAGCCACUGCAUCGUUUUUUGUCUUCAACCGAAUGGAGUUAAACGUGUCUUUACUCUUCAUUAAAUGGAAGUGUUGAACACUUUUUAAGCGAUGAACGUACUAGUUUGUUGGCACUCUUUGAACAUUUUAAAUGUGUUAACUCAUCCUUCUAGAUAAUUAAUAUUGUGGUAUCACUGUUCAACAUGUAGAAUAACAACUUUGUUGGCAUUAUUUAAUCAAGAAUAACUGUGCGAGUUGUACAUUGUAUACAUAUAUUCGAACGCUUUAUGUCGCAUGUUGUGUUAAACAAUUUUCAGUUUCUUCAUUUAAUUUAUCAUCUCAACCGUGUAAUGUAAAACCUGAUCCAAGUGUAGACGUUUUAACGUAUGGAGUUUCUGGUGUUUUGGCACUAUUUUACCACUGUCAAUGUGCGGGUUCAUCAACCUAUCGAACUACUUUUGUUGCCAUGUGUGUUAAUCGAAUAUAAUGAGGCUUUGUGCCUGCAUUAUGUGAGGACCCAGAGUGUGGCACAGCUCUCCUACCUUAUUAGCUAUUGAUCACGAAAGUUUAAACUAAUUGUAAUUGUAACUGAAAAUUGAAGCGAUUGCUUUUUACUUAAAUAUAUCUUUAUUGCUGUUGUGUUACGGGUGGAAGCCGGAGUACCGGUUGAAACCCUACUUGUGCGGUAUGGUGACCACCAACCAAACUCGCAUGCUGUAGGGAGCGGUAAUGGAACCCGGGUAGCCUAUGUGAGAAAAGAGGGUACCAACCAAUGCGUGAUAACCAUACAGCCUUCUUUAUGUUGCCAUUUUUCAACUCUUGAGCGUCGUAAGAAGUGUCUCUGUUCAUGUACGCGUAUUAACCUGGUCAGUGUUGGAAAAAUAAGAAAAUUAUUAUGGCUUUCACAUUUUUAUGUUUACAUUUUCACCAUUUAUUAAAGAACAAAAUCCGUUAAAAUUCUGCAUGUUUUUCAUUUCGUGGAUGGA
Molecule: messenger RNA, 3633 nt
Organism: Dreissena polymorpha
Lineage: Eukaryota; Metazoa; Mollusca; Bivalvia; Myida; Dreissenidae
Exons: 3
Coding region: 636-2219 (527 amino acids)
Biological process (GO): carotene catabolic process; retinal metabolic process
Molecular function (GO): beta-carotene 15,15'-dioxygenase activity; carotenoid dioxygenase activity
Source: RefSeq, a predicted model, not a curated record